Molecule: messenger RNA, 1188 nt
Organism: Lampris incognitus (smalleye Pacific opah)
Lineage: Eukaryota; Metazoa; Chordata; Actinopteri; Lampriformes; Lampridae
Product: dual specificity tyrosine-phosphorylation-regulated kinase 4-like
Exons: 11
Coding region: 1-1188 (395 amino acids)
Biological process (GO): peptidyl-serine phosphorylation; peptidyl-threonine phosphorylation
Cellular component (GO): nucleus
Molecular function (GO): protein serine/threonine kinase activity; ATP binding; protein serine/threonine/tyrosine kinase activity
Source: RefSeq, a predicted model, not a curated record
AUGAUUGUGAUUAUGUUAUCUCCAGAGCAGAAACAACGCUUCUUUGAGGGACUCAGAUUGCCCAUGUCCCCUGCAGAAGUGUUGGAGGCUUUUGGUCAUCUUUUGACAAAGUUCAAGCAGCAGGAGAUAUUGAAUUACUCAGAGAUCUGGUACCUCGGUCUGCAGUCCCCUAAAAUCAACGGUUCAAAGAGCUCCCCACAGAACAACGGCUAUGAUGACUCAGAGAUGUACUAUUUGCAGGUCCCCCAUGACCACUUUGCCUACCGUUUUGAGGUGUUAGAGGUUUUGGGUCUAGGUACCUAUGUGCAGGUCCUAAAAUGCUGGGACCACAAGGAAGAGGAGUUUGUGGCUGUCAAGCUGCUGAGAAACAAAGAAUGCUUUUAUUCAUUUAGGAAGAAAGAGAUCGAGAUCCUAGAAGCCCCGCAAAAGGACAAAAUGAACAUCGACAAUGUCGUCCAUAUGAAGGAUCACUUCUGCAUCCGGGAACAUUUUUGUAUCACCUUUGAACUACUGGGAAUAACCCUGGAAGAGAAGAACAGGGCCAACAAGAGCCUCAGCACAUCAGAGGUGAGGAAGUAUGCCACCUCCCUCCUGAAGUGUCUCUCGCUGCUGAAGAAAGAGAAGAUCAUACACUCUGAUCUCAAACCGAGGAAUAUUGUUCUGUCAAAUGAAAACCCAGACAGCCUCAAAGUGAUUGACUUUGGCACAAGCCACUAUGAGGAAGAGGCUAUAGCCAAUUCCUACAUCCAGUCUUUGCCCUAUCGUGCUCCAGAGGUGAUCCUGGGCCAUGUCUGUAGUGUUGCCAUUGACGUGUGGAGUCUAGGCUGCAUUAUAUUUGAACUCUGCACUGGACAAAAGCUUUUCCAGGGUAAUGGCAAGGAAGAGCAACUGUCCUUCAUGAUAGAGGCACUGGGUAUGCCACCACAAGAGUUUCUUGCAUUGGCACCAUAUAAGAACAUAUUCUUUGACUCCAAGGGCAUGCUGAUUCAUAAACAGAACAGUGAAAAGAAAAUUGCGCUGUCCAGAAGAAAAAAUCUAGCCAGCAGGAUGAGGACCAAGGAACCGCAUCUCCUGGACUUCAUUAAGCACUGCUUGGAGUACGACAGCUCCCUCAGAAACACUAUGAGACCUGAACAAAAGGAUGACACCAGACGAGGCCAUGCAGCGUCCUUGGAUCUUGUAGCAUAA